GGCAACUAGCGACACUCGCGCGCUCUCUAUGGAGGAUGCGGCGAGCUGAGACGCUUAACGGAACCGGGAGAACUCCGCCGUCACCCGCCGCCGCUGCAGAAUUCCGCCUGCAGACAUCAACACAGCUGCGGAAUACACACAUACACACCCGUGUUCCCGACGCCCCGGUAAUGGCGGAUGAAAGGUAUUUGACGGGAUAUUUUGACGCGAAUGGGCUUUACAAAGAUUGUCAGAAGUUUUCUAAAAAGUUUCGUUUUAUUAUCCACAUUAAUCUGGAUUUGAAACUUCAAGAUCUCUUCACAUCAUAUACAGGGUCAGACACGGAGCACAUACAGCAUGGCCGUGCACUCCAUUUCAGGAGGGCCGCGCAAAGGUGUCGGGUCGCCGCAGAUUCUGGCUGGCUCGGGUUACUGCAAGUGGUUUAAUGUCCGCAUGGGGUUUGGAUUUAUAUCGAUGACCAGCAGCGAGGGGAAGCCAGUGGACCCUCCACUAGACGUGUUCGUUCACCAAAGUAAGCUGGUGAUGGAGGGCUUCAGGAGCUUACGGGAGGGCGAGCAGGUUGAAUUCACCUUCAAGAGGUCGAGUAAAGGUCUGGAGUCGCUCAGGGUCACGGGGCCCGGCGGGGGCCCAUGCUCGGGCAGUGAUCGACGCCCCAAAGGCAAGGCCCCGCCCCUCAAACGCAAACCAAAGGGAGACCGGUGUUACAACUGUGGAGGUCUGGACCACCACGCUAAAGAGUGUGGCCUUCCGCCCCAGCCAAAGAAGUGUCACUACUGUCAGAGUGUCACACACAUGGUGGCCCAGUGUCCCCACAAGAGGGCGCUGUCCCCCUCCACGUCUCAGGACCCCCAACGCCCCUCCACCUCCGCUCAGUCCCAGGAAGAGGGGAGCCGGUCGGGCUCGUCGUCCUCUCCGGAGGAAGCAUCUCAACGGGGGAGUCACUCCCAGCGCUGGAGGAAAAGCCGGGACUGAAAGCGACCGAAAGGUUCCUCAUGCAGAUGAAGCCCGGACCCGAAAUCAUCUACCUCACAUGGCCGGGUCACCGAGGAGAC
Messenger RNA from Onychostoma macrolepis, 1052 nucleotides. RefSeq names its product lin-28 homolog B (C. elegans) (gene lin28b). Bases 337 to 972 code for a protein of 211 amino acids. Gene Ontology annotation, molecular function: nucleic acid binding; zinc ion binding. The record is from RefSeq and is a predicted model, not a curated record. The transcript is spliced from 6 exons. Lineage: Eukaryota; Metazoa; Chordata; Actinopteri; Cypriniformes; Cyprinidae.